This is a messenger RNA of Hirsutella rhossiliensis, 984 nucleotides long. Its product is annotated as short chain dehydrogenase domain-containing protein. NCBI's taxonomy places the organism in Eukaryota, Fungi, Ascomycota, Sordariomycetes, Hypocreales, Ophiocordycipitaceae. Bases 1 to 984 code for a protein of 327 amino acids. The transcript has a single exon. The record is from RefSeq and is a predicted model, not a curated record.
AUGAGCUUCUUCUACAGCCAGCUCAUCCAACACCUCCCGUACCCGACAGGGUCCUACGCCGGGAAAACAGUCGUCGUCACCGGCAGCAACACGGGGCUUGGGAAGGAAGCGGCACGGCACUUUGCGCGCCUGGGAGCGAGCAGGCUGAUCCUCGCCGUGCGGAGCCUGGACAAGGGCCGCGCGGCCAAGGCCGACAUCGAGGCGAGCGUGCCGGGCCUGGCGGCGGAGGCGAGCGUCGUCCAGGUAUGGCAGCUCGACAUGGGCAGCUACGCCAGCGUGCAGGCGUUUGCGGCGCGCGUCGACACGGAGCUGGACCGCGUCGACGUCUUCCUGGCCAACGCGGGGCUGGCGCGGGCGCGGUACUCGGUCGUCGAGGACAAUGAGGAGAUGAUUACCGUCAACGUCGUGGCCACGUUUCUGCUGGCCGCGCUGGUCAUGCCCAAGCUCAAGUCGACGGCGGCGCAGACGGGCUCGCGGCCGACGCUGACCAUUACCUCGUCGGGCGUCCACGGGCACACGCAGUUCCCGCAAAAGUCGGCGCCGCACGGCCGCAUCUUCGCGACCAUCAACGACAAGACGACGGCCGAACGGCACUGGGCCGAGCAGUACCCCGUGUCCAAGCUGCUCGAGGUGCUGUGCGUGCGCGCGCUGGCGGAGCGCCACCCGGCGCUGCCCGUCACCGUCAACUGCGUCAACCCGGGCCUGUGCCAGUCAGAGCUGGCGCGCGACGUGCCCGGGUGGGCCUUCUGGCUGCGCAAGCUGCUGCUCGCCCGCUCGACCGAGGCCGGCAGCCGCACCCUCGUCCACGCCGCGUCCCCGGCCGUCGCCGCCGACUCGCACGGCCAGUACCUCUCCGACUGCGCCGUGAGCGCCCCCGCGCCCCUGGUGACGGGCGCCGAGGGCAAGGAGGCGCAGGACCGGGUGUGGGAGGAGCUGGUUGCGAAGCUCGAGGCGAUUAGGCCUGGUGUGAUGAAGAAUCUUUGA